AUGUUCACCGAUAUCGAGGCGGCUGAAGCGCUGCUUGAGCUUCGCUACAACACACGUGCCGCAAAUCAAUCAUUACCCAUGCCAAAUCUACCCGAGAGGAACGAUCAAGGAACGCAGACCGAUCCUGUUCUCGAUUAUCCUUCAAGUGUCAAUUUAGAAGAACUGGAAACGGCAUUAAAACGCUUGUACCAGCAGGUCCUAGCCGUAUUAUCUAAUUUUGAAAAAAAUGAAAGACGAUCAAUAAUGGAUAGGACAUCUGAAGAUCGAGGACUAGAUGAGAAUGAAGAGAUUUUAGCAGUAGAAGAACCGACCAUUGUUCUUCAAAAUACGUCAAGUGUUGAGCUCGAAAUGGAUGAGAUGGCUGGUGGCUUAAAAAUACGUAGAGUAUCAGCGCAGACUACUAACGCAUGUUUGCCAUUGUCGGUUAACAAUGUUGAUAUGGUUUCAAUUGGAAACGGCAAUGUCACCGUGCCUGCCAGACUAAUGGCAGAAAUCGAUUGGACUUCUCACACCUCAGCGACGAGACGAUUGUUGCAAUCCGUCUUUCCUAGAAGGAGUUCAAUUACGACAAAAUGUUCGGACGAAGCAAAGUUAUAUAGAAAUCGUCAACGGUACAGAAAAAAGCGCGAACAACAAAACCGAGAGAACGUCCCGCCAUCUUCUGCGACAUCGGGCGAAUCCACCACUGUUUGA
Molecule: messenger RNA, 693 nt
Organism: Nymphalis io (European peacock)
Lineage: Eukaryota; Metazoa; Arthropoda; Insecta; Lepidoptera; Nymphalidae
Exons: 4
Coding region: 1-693 (230 amino acids)
Source: RefSeq, a predicted model, not a curated record